CCUCCCUUUCUCUCCCCUCUCCCCGCCGCCUCCCGCGGCGCACACCUCCGCCUUCCUCCCCCUUCCUCCUCCUUCCUCCUCCUCCCGCUGCUGACGUGUGGCGCUGCCCGGCUGAAAACUCGGCGCCGCGGCGGAUGCGGCGGCUCUCGGCAGCGCGGCGGCGGCGAAGAUGGUGGCGGCUCCGUGCGCCCGGCGGCUGGCGCGGCGCUCCCGCUCGGCGCUGGUGGCGGCGCUCACCGUGCUGCUGCUGCAGACCCUCCUCGUCUGGAAUUUCACCUCCCUCGACGCCGGCGAGGAGCAGCAGCGCGGAGGGGCCGGCCGAGAGAAAAGAGACCGCGGCGGUGCCGCCGGCGGCGAGAACCGGGAGCACCCGCAGCGCCGCGGAGCCGGCGCCCUGCACGGCAAGGCCAUGGAUGGCUAUUUUUCCCACCGACCGAAGGAGAAAACACGAACGGACAGCAAUAAUGAAAAUUCAGUUCCCAAGGACUUUGAAAACAUUGAUAACAGUAACUUUGCUCCCAGGACUCAGAGACAAAAACACCAGUCUGAGCUGGUGAAAAAACCCCUAAGCAAGCAAAAGGAGCAUCUAAGAAAGAAACUGGAAGAGGAGAAAGUGAAGGAGAACUCGCUGCUGGGAAAGAGCUCCAACGAGGUGGUGCAGCUGGGUGAUCAGCCUGGGAAAAACAGCAGCAGCAACAGCGACCUGAAGGACAUUCACAGGCCUCCCCGGCAGCAUCAUCUCACAAAAAGUGGAAACAGCUCCCCUGAGGUGCGAUACGACCAGCCACCAAAGUGCGAGGUAACGGGCAAGGAGGCGAUCUCAGCCAUGUCCCGGGCUAAGUCGAAGCAGUGCCGGCAGGAGAUCGCAGAGGUGUACUGCCAGCACAAGCACGGGAAGCUGAUGCCGGAGAAGGUGACACGUUUCUGUGCGCUGGAGGGAAAAGCCAACAACAAUGUGCAAUGGGAUGAGGACUCCGUAGAGUACAUGCCAGCCAACCCAGUCAGGAUCGCAUUUGUCUUGGUUGUUCAUGGCAGAGCUUCUCGGCAGCUCCAACGCAUGUUUAAGGCUAUUUACCAUAAAGACCAUUUUUAUUACAUUCAUGUUGACAAGCGAUCCAAUUACUUACACCGGCAAGUGCUCCAGUUUGCUAACCAGUACCCAAAUGUGAGAGUCACUUCUUGGAGAAUGGCAACUAUCUGGGGAGGAGCAAGCCUUCUGUCCACCUACCUGCAGAGCAUGAGGGACUUAAUGGAGAUGAAUGACUGGCCAUGGGAUUUCUUCAUUAACCUCAGCGCUGCCGACUACCCAAUCAGGACAAAUGACCAGCUAGUAGCGUUCCUGUCCAGAUACCGUGAUAUGAACUUCUUGAAGUCACACGGCAGGGACAAUGCAAGAUUUAUUCGAAAACAGGGGCUGGAUCGGCUUUUCCUGGAGUGCGAUACGCACAUGUGGCGCCUGGGGGACCGGAAGAUCCCAGAGGGAAUCGCCGUCGAUGGAGGGUCGGACUGGUUUCUUCUCAACAGAAAGUUUGUGGAGUACGUGACUUUUUCCAACGAUGAUCUUGUAACAAAGAUGAAGAGGUUUUAUUCUUACACAUUGCUGCCUGCUGAGUCCUUCUUUCACACUGUUCUGGAAAAUAGCCCAUACUGUGACUCCAUGGUGGACAACAAUCUGCGCAUCACAAACUGGAAUCGUAAACUUGGCUGCAAGUGUCAGUACAAGCACAUCGUUGACUGGUGUGGCUGUUCACCUAAUGACUUCAAACCAGCAGACUUCCACAGAUUCCAGCAGACUGCCAGGCCGACUUUCUUUGCCCGCAAAUUUGAAGCUGUGGUCAAUCAGGAGAUAAUUGGCCAGCUGGACUACUACCUGUACGGCAACUACCCGUCUGGCACCCCCGGCCUCCGGUCAUACUGGGAGAACGUGUACGACGAGCCCGAUGGCGUGCACACCCUCAGCGACGUCGCGCUCACCAUGUACCAUGCGUUCUCCCGCCUGGGCCUGCGGAGAGCAGAGACUUCAUUUCACACUGCUGGAGACAACAGCUGCCGAUACUAUCCCAUGGGCCACCCAGUUUCUGUCCACCUUUACUUCCUUGCUGACCGUUUCCAAGGUUUCCUAAUUAAACACCAUGCCACCAACCUGGCUGUCAGCAAACUAGAGACUUUGGAAACGUGGGUAAUGCCAAAGAAAGUCUUCAAGAUCGCAAGUCCACCCAGCGAUUUUGGAAGGUUACAGUUCUCAGAGAUCGGCACUGAGUGGGACGCCAAGGAGAGGCUUUUCCGCAACUUUGGAGGACUCCUUGGGCCAACAGAUGAGCCAGUUGGCAUGCAGAAAUGGGGGAAAGGCCCCAACGUCACCGUUACUGUCAUUUGGGUGGAUCCAGUCAAUGUAAUAGCAGCAACGUAUGAUAUUCUUAUUGAAUCCAGUGCUGAAUAUACUCACUACAAACCACCUUUGAAUCUGCCCCUGCGACCUGGUGUCUGGACAAUAAAAAUUCUGCACCACUGGGUACAGGUAGCUGAAACCAAAUUCCUCGUCACUCCUCUCACCUUCUCAAAUCGGCAGCCUAUCAAACAAGAGGAAGCCUUGAAGUAUCACAGCGGGCCUCCAAAGAAUGCGUACAUGGAGCAGAGCUUCCAGGGCUUGAACCCCGUCUUAAACAUCCCCAUCAGCGCUGCCCGCGUGGACCAGGCCAAAAGGAACGCGGCGCUGGUGGGCGCCCGGCUGGAGGCCUGGGUGGACUCGCUGGUGGGCAGCGUCUGGUCGGCCGUGGACAUCUGUAGCACCGGCCCCACCGCCUGCCCCGUCAUGCAGGCCUGCACCCAGACGGCGUGGAGCUCCCUGAGUCCGGACCCCAAAUCAGAGCUGGGCCCCGUCAAACCCGACGGGCGCUUGAGGUAGCAGCCGGUACGCCCUCCUGCGGCAUAGGGUUUUAAAAGGGAAUUUAACCUUGCUUCGUACGUCAAUCUCACACCAGGUUUCAACUAAGGGAACAUUAUACUUUUUUUUGUUACAUAUUGCAAUAUAGUUCUUAAAAAAAUAAUAAUAAUUCCGACAAGGCCUUUGGCACUGCUCUCUCCAUCAGCUCUAUCAGGAACGGCUUGGUUCGCCUCUGCUGUCCCGCCGGCCCCGGCCGUACGGGCCUUGAAGCAGUAGCAGCCAUGGAGAGGGCAGUGAAGGAGCAGCUGCUGGAAGUGUUGUUUUUUUAAAAUAAAUUUGUCUGUACCUCUGCUGUUUCAUAGGCUUUAAUUAUUUUGCUACCAUGAAUAAAUCACAGCAAAAUUCCCUUCUAUUUAUGCUUCCUGGGGAGGUUGGUUACUGCAGGCUAUAUCCCAUAUGGCCGCAUUACUUUACAGAACAUGAAAUAAUUAAGGUACACCCUCAUUAUUUUUUGUUAUAUAUAACACAAAGCAAUUCUGGACUCAGCUAAUGUCUGUUGUCAUCCUAGUUAGGGAAUGCAAGCUGAAGCAGAGACAUUCAGAUUACAGUCAGAGAUUUUUCAGACUAAUUUUAUGCUGAACUCUAAAUGGAACUGGUGUUUUGCAAUGUUAGUCUUUCAUUUCUCAUGCGGUCAGGUUCAGGGUCUGGGUAGUAGCAGUAUUAUUUUAAAAGCCCAAGGAGCAUUUUGGAUUUCAGCCCUUUGAAAUCCACAGGGUCUUUCUAAGCCCACCAGCACCUAUGCAUAUUGCAGACUUCCUGCACUGCAAGUGUGUGUGUAAAUUUGGGUAGGUUGGGCUGUGUCUGCUCACGCGUUUGCUGAUGAGCCGAGCUGUUUUUUCUCAGGCAGCAGAGUUGCUCAGAACCAGUAAAAUGGUGGCAUUUGGCCUUUGUAGUUUAGAGAUGGCAAUUAUUUUUAUCAGUGGGAACAAGACUGGGACCUGAAUCUGCAGCAACACAUUUCUUCCCUAUAAUUGAGUAGUGGCUAAUAAGUUUUAACACUAAUUUCCUGCCUUGAUCUCAGCUCUGCCAGCUCUUCAUGAAGAAGAGUAUUUUUAGGCUUGUCAGGAAACCUUGAAGGCUGUGCAGGAAGGACAUCAGGGUUCCUGACCAAAGCUGGACACGAAAGAGCAACACCAUGUUUCUCAGUGCUUUUGCUUUAUUCUCUCAACAAACUCUACUCUUGUCUGUUUUCAGAGUUCCUAGCAGGCUGCACCCUGUUUGAAAUAGGCUUGUGUUGCAUCAUUUUAAGCUGCAUUUUCUACAGUAGGAAAAAAAUGUAUUUACAUUCCAAAAACUUUUUUUAAACAUAGGUUUUAUGUGCAAAUUCAUCUCCAACUGAUGCGUUUUGCAUUUGCAUAAAACAUGCACUUUGUUUCUGUUGCUGUGGUAAUCUCUUGACCCAGAAAGGUUAUUAGAAGCUAUUGGGUUCACUAGGAAAAAAAAUCCUGUUGAUUUAAUAAAGCCAGGUAUCUGUUUA
Molecule: messenger RNA, 4421 nt
Organism: Anas platyrhynchos (mallard)
Lineage: Eukaryota; Metazoa; Chordata; Aves; Anseriformes; Anatidae
Gene: XYLT1
Product: xylosyltransferase 1
Biological process (GO): heparan sulfate proteoglycan biosynthetic process; chondroitin sulfate proteoglycan biosynthetic process
Cellular component (GO): membrane
Molecular function (GO): protein xylosyltransferase activity
Source: RefSeq, a predicted model, not a curated record